Gongylonema pulchrum is the source of this 270-nucleotide messenger RNA. NCBI's taxonomy places the organism in Eukaryota, Metazoa, Nematoda, Chromadorea, Rhabditida, Gongylonematidae. The record is from the annotation of a GenBank genome assembly.
AUGGCUCAUAUGAGGCGUUAUCGAAAGCGCAUGAAUCCAGUGGAAGACGAGAAUUGGAAGCAUGGCUACUGGUGGGUAAAAAAAGAGCUUUGUGGCUUUUGUGGUGUUGUUUGUCCGACAUUUUAUUUCAGUAUUGGCGCACACUUCAACCAGGAAGGAAUAUGGAUGCAAAAAUUAUUUGAGAAAAUCGGCUUUGCCACGGCCUCGCCUGGUUACGUCGACUUUGAAAUGAAGAUGAAUUGCGAAGUUGCUGAAACUCCACUGGCUUAG